Molecule: messenger RNA, 741 nt
Organism: Mytilinidion resinicola
Lineage: Eukaryota; Fungi; Ascomycota; Dothideomycetes; Mytilinidiales; Mytilinidiaceae
Exons: 2
Coding region: 110-544 (144 amino acids)
Source: RefSeq, a predicted model, not a curated record
AGGCGCUGGCGGAGCUCCGUACGCUGAUCCUCCUCACAAGGAAGGUCGCGAUGCCUACGGCGGCGGGGGCAGAUCCUACGACGACCAUUCCAAAAGAGUCUGAGAAGUUAUGGAGGACCUCAAGGUUUGGAGACUUGGAAGCCCGAAUUUUCAACGACGGUCUUCGACAACGUGCCCUCCCCGGCAAGAUUUCCCUUUUUCUGUAUCACCUCCUUCCUUCUCUCUUGGUUGCGACUCUCGAUUUCUUCGGCUCUGUGCAGCACAGCUUCUCGGCACAUCAACAAAAGUUACGGCUAUCGGUCUGGGUUUUCGGCACGGCGAGAAUGGGGUGAGGUGCUCUUCGACACAGCAUCGGCACCAAAUUGUACUACUAUGCGUUUCCCCCGCCUUCGUCCGUUUCUUCAUCUCUCUAGUGAGCUUGGCCGCCGGCAACCUGGGUGCCAUUCACGCCUAUCAGCAGAUGAUCGAGCAUCGGCAGUGGGAGGCUGCAUACUUUCCUGGAAGGACCCCUGGACAGCACUUGUCAACUGCGCCCUCACUGUAAACAAGAAUCAGCUCCCUCAUCCACUCAGCAUUUUCACAACUGCCUUUGUACAACCUGGCCGUCUUCGGACUUCAGUCCAGAUCAGCGGGUUUAAGAUACCUAGCCAGACCAAUUACAACAGCUCUGCAACAUGCGCAACAUAAUGACUUGCGGCAAGCUCAAGUCGCCGGCGUAACCUACAACGUCCUCAGAAUAGC